AGUUUUAAGGUCUCAGGAUGAGCCAUGCAAUAACCUUUUGCUCGGAGGAUAUAAUAUUAUGGGAUUUUGAGUGACUUCGAUGAGAAACAUGGCCAGUCAAGAUACAGGACAAAUAUUACAGUACUUUGCGGGAAUCAUCUUGUCAGUCCUGCUGAGUCAUGUGUGUGUUCUGGCAACAGUUGACAUCCCAGAAACAAGUUUUAAUUUACAGUUUGACUACAUAGAUGGGCAACUUCAUCACAGAAUGCCAAGAAGCACAGAACUGCAAGAGUUCAUUGUGGUGAUUGAAGUAAAUGCAUCUCAAGCUGUGGUGAUUGAACAGAUCAGAGCGUCACUGGCCUCCAUUUCGUUUCCUCUUCAAUUGGAUAACAAUACUGAGGUUACUGCUGCAAAUAUUACUACAGUGUGCCAGCCAAAUGUGACCGAAUACCAGUGUGUAUGUGAAGAUGGUUAUGCAUGGUCCUACAACAACUGUAAGACAUACGAGGCCUGUGAUGACAUCAUUGUCGGCUCAUGUGGAUGUAUUGGUGGUGUUCCGGGUGAUGGAGAGAUGUGUGUGCUGAAGAGCGAAUUACCCUUCACAGACUUCCUGUUUGAAAUUGAGAUGGAAUCGACAAGUAUCUCAGUGAUUGAUGAGAUGAGGCGAUAUCUGCAGAACACUGCAUUUCCACUGCAGUUGGAUGAAUUGGUUGAAGUAUUAAAUGUGGACAUCACAACAGUGUGCAAUUUCAGUGACGGUGGAUAUAAGUGCGUCUGUGAGGAUCAGUAUUUCUGGCCAUGUGAAAAGUGCAAAGAAUAUGGGAGCUGUGACAUCAUCAUUAACAACACAUGCAGCUGCAUCAGUGCUAUCCCAAGUGACAGACAGUUCUGUCAAACAGCCAACGAGAUUACAAAUACCACAGCAUGUGCACAACCACCAACAGUGACUCCAGUUUCGAUUGAAUAUAUAACUGAAAUCCAGAUAAAUGCUGGGAAUACUGCCGUCAUUGAUCAGCUGACAAACUAUCUGAUGAAUUUCAGUUUGCCCCACCCAAUCAGUGACAGCACUAACAUUACAGAAAUCAACAUUACUACUGGUAUGAUUUCUGUUUCUGCUUUGCGAUUAUGUUUUUAUAAAAUUAUACAUCAUGAGUACUCCCAUAAAUGAAGAUAUGUGAUGUUUGGACUCUUCUUCUG
Messenger RNA from Danio rerio (zebrafish), 1176 nucleotides. NCBI's taxonomy places the organism in Eukaryota, Metazoa, Chordata, Actinopteri, Cypriniformes, Danionidae. The record is from RefSeq and is a predicted model, not a curated record.